AUGCCAAGAGACUCACCUGUCUCCAGGCUUAUUCUUCAGCAUAUACACAAGUCAGUUGGACACUUGGGCAAAAAUUCCAUCCUAGCAGAGCUUCGACGACAUUACUGGAUAAUUGGAGCACCUUCUAUCAUCAAGGGUAUCGUCUCGAGGUGUGUCACUUGCAGGAGAUACCAAGCCCCGGCUGAGCAGCAGAAAAUGGCCAGUCUGCCACGAGAGCGACUUGCGUUGAAUGAACCUCCAUUCAGCAAGGUUGGAAUGGAUUAUUUUGGUCCCUUUGAGGUGAAACGUUGUAGAAGUAUGGUGAAGAGGUACGGGGUCAUAUUCACUUGUUUGACUUCGCGAGCUGUCCACUUGGAGUUAGCGCAUUCACUUGACACGGAUUCAUGCAUCAAUGCAAUCCGCAGAUUCAGUGCCCGUCGUGGAUCAUUAAAGAGCAUUCUCUCCGACAAUGGAACCAAUUUGGUUGGCGCAGAACGUGAGAUGCGUGAGCAGAUGAGAACCUGGAACCAACAGAAAAUCCAUGACAACUUGCUACAGAAGGGCAUAUCCUGGCAAUUUAAUCCUCCAGCAGGAUCACAUUUUGGAGGAAUAUGGGAGCGUUUGAUUAGAAGCGUCAGGAAGAUCCUCUACUCUCUGAUGCGAGAACAGCAUGUUCAUCUGAGUGAUGAAGCUCUCCAAACUUUGUUGUGUGAGGUAGAAGCUAUCAUGAAUGGACGACCACUUACCGAAUGCCCUAACAGUCCCAACGACCUAGAUGUCCUGACUCCGAAUCAUCUGCUUCUUCAACGGUCGGGCGAGAGUCUGCCUCCUGGGUUGUUUGACAAGCAUGAUAAAUAUCCUGUUAAGCAGUGGCGACAAGUUCAGUAUUUCGCAGACCUCUUUUGGAACAGAUGGUCGAAGGAGUACCUGCCUAUGCUUCAAGAAAGGCAAAAAUGGACCCACCCCAAGCGGAAUGUGACUGUGGGAGACAUUGUGUUGGUGGUUGACUCUUCGCCAAGAAACUCAUGGGCGCUUGGCAGAGUACUUGAAGUUGUCAAGGACAAGAACGGAUUUGUUAGAAGUGUCAAGUUGAAGACAAAAACUUCUACUUUAGUUCGCCCUGUAACAAAGCUAUGUCUUCUAGUUGAAGGCAGUGUUGAGUAG
Messenger RNA from Patiria miniata (bat star), 1143 nucleotides. RefSeq lists its product as uncharacterized. The transcript has a single exon. The coding region runs from base 1 to 1143 and encodes 380 amino acids. The record is from RefSeq and is a predicted model, not a curated record. Gene Ontology annotation, biological process: DNA integration. Gene Ontology annotation, molecular function: nucleic acid binding. NCBI's taxonomy places the organism in Eukaryota, Metazoa, Echinodermata, Asteroidea, Valvatida, Asterinidae.